GCUACCAUUGUUUCCAGUUUCUCCCCCAUAUCAGAACGGCCGGCUCCCAUCAUGGCUAGAGCCGCGGUUCUUGUGUGGCUCUUGUCGAUGAUGUUAGUCUCCAUCGACAUUGCACAAGGCUACGGUAUUAACUGGGGUUCAAUGAUGACACACCCUUUGCCUCCCAAAAAAGUUGUUGCAAUGCUUAAGGAAAAUGGCUUCAAGAAAGUGAAGCUUUUCGAUGCAGAGCCAUCGAUGAUGGACGCGUUGGCCGGUUCAGGCCUAGAGGUUAUGGUCGGAAUCCCCAAUGAUAAGUUGUCAGAACUUGCUAGUGAUUAUGGAAGUGCCAAAGCCUGGGUGAAGCACAAUGUGACCAGCUAUUUGUAUGACGGGGGCGUCGCUAUCAAAUAUGUGGCUGUUGGAAACGAGCCAUUCUUGUCAAGUUACAAUGGGAGUUAUGUUAAGACUACUUAUCCGGCUAUGAAAAACAUUCAGAAGGCCUUGUAUGAUAGUAGCCAGGAAGUUGGAUCGAAAAUCAAAGUCACCACUCCCUUCAAUGCGGAUGUGUAUCAUUCGAAAUCAGACAAGCCAACGGAUGGUGAAUUCCGACAGAACAUUAGGGAUAGUAUGGUGCAGAUUCUAGGACUCCUGAAGCAAGCCAAGUCUCCAUUUCUUGUCAACAUAUACCCCUUCCUUAGUUUGUCCCAAAACACUGAUUUUCCUAGGGAAUUUGCUUUCUUUGAUGGUGGUGGAAAGGGGGUUGAUGAUGGCAACAUCCACUACGACAAUGUGUUUGAUGCAAAUCUGGAUACAGCUCACUAUGCAUUGAAAAAGGAAGGUUAUUCGGACUUGGAGAUUAUAAUCGGAGAAGUCGGAUGGCCUACAGAUGGUGGCAGGGAUGCCAACGUCAAAUUGGCACAGAAGUUUUAUGACGGCCUCUUCAAGAAGCUAGCAAAAGGGCAAGGAAGCCCUCUUCGAAAAGGAAGCGUAGAAGUGUACCUCUUCGGUCUUUUUGAUGAGAACUCCAAAAGUAUUGCCCCCGGGGACUUUGAGCGUCAUUGGGGCAUCUUUCGUUACGACGGACAGCCUAAGUUUCCGAUGGACAUCAGCGGAAAGGGGCAAAACCAAAUGCUCAAGCCAGUGAAAGGGGUGGAAAUGCUGGACAAACAAUGGUGUGUACUAAACAGUGAUGUGAGAAACUUGAGUAAGGCAAUGAAAGAAAAGGACUAUGCUUGCAGUAAUGCGGAUUGCACAAGCAUUAAAAAUAGUAGCUCAUGCAGUUUUCUUGAACCCAGUGACCAAGUCUCUUACGCUUUCAACUCAUUCUACCAAUCGAGGAACCAAAGCGUGGAGGCGUGUAAUUUUAAUGGGAUGGGAACAAAGGUAACACAAGAUCCUUCAAAAGGAGAUUGUUUAUUUCCGUUACAGAUAGAAAGUAGUGCUACAGAUUUGGUUGCAUUGAGUCUUUCUACAGGACUCUUGUUGCUCAUGAGCUUCUUCAUAUUAAUGUAA
Messenger RNA from Fragaria vesca subsp. vesca, 1491 nucleotides. RefSeq names its product glucan endo-1,3-beta-glucosidase 8-like. Gene Ontology annotation, cellular component: plasma membrane. Gene Ontology annotation, biological process: carbohydrate metabolic process. The transcript has 2 exons. Lineage: Eukaryota; Viridiplantae; Streptophyta; Magnoliopsida; Rosales; Rosaceae. The coding region runs from base 52 to 1491 and encodes 479 amino acids. The record is from RefSeq and is a predicted model, not a curated record. Gene Ontology annotation, molecular function: hydrolase activity, hydrolyzing O-glycosyl compounds.